GCGAGGGCGAGGGGUAGGGGCUGGGGAAGGGCGAGCGGGAGGCGCGGGCUCUCUCUAGCAGGGGGCUGCAGCCAUGAAGAGGCUCUUAGCUGCCGCUGGCAAGGGCGUGCGGGGCCCGGAGCCCCCGAACCCCUUCAGCGAACGGGUCUACACUGAGAAGGACUACGGGACCAUCUACUUCGGGGAUCUAGGGAAGAUCCAUACCGCUGCCUCCCGGGGCCAAGUCCGGAAGCUGGAGAAGAUGACAGUAGGGAAGAAGCCGGUCAACCUGAACAAAAGAGAUAUGAAGAAGAGGACUGCUCUACACUGGGCCUGUGUCAAUGGCCAUGCAGAAGUAGUAACAUUUCUGGUAGACAGAAAGUGCCAGCUUAAUGUCCUUGAUGGCGAAGGGAGGACACCUCUGAUGAAGGCUCUACAAUGCGAGAGGGAGGCUUGUGCAAAUAUUCUCAUAGAUGCUGGUGCUGAUCUAAAUUAUGUAGAUGUGUAUGGCAACACGGCUCUCCAUUAUGCCGUUUAUAGUGAGAAUUUGUUAAUGGUGGCAACACUGCUGUCCUAUGGUGCAGUCAUCGAGGUGCAAAACAAGGCUAGCCUCACACCCCUUUUACUGGCCAUACAGAAAAGAAGCAAGCAAACUGUGGAAUUUUUACUAACAAAAAAUGCAAAUGCAAACGCAUUUAAUGAGUCUAAAUGCAUUCAUCAACAACUUUUGGAACAUAUACGAAAAUUACCUAAAAAUCCUCAAAACACCAAUCCAGAAGGAACAUCUACAGGAACACCUGAUGAGGCUGCACCCUUGGCGGGAAGAACACCUGACACGGCUGAAAGCUUGGUGGUGAAAACACCUGAUGAGGCUGCACCCUUGGUGGAAAGAACAUCUGACACGGCUGAAAGCUUGGUGGAGAAAACACCUGACGAGGCUGCACCCUUGGUGGAAAGAACCCCUGACACGCCUGAAAGCUUGGUGGAAAAAACACCUGACGAGGCUGCACGCUUGGCGGAAAGAACACCUGACACGGAUGAAAGCUUGGUGGAAAAAACACCUGACGAGGCUGCACCCUUGGCGGAAAGAACACCUGACACGGCUGAAAGCUUGGUGGAAAAAACACCUGACGAGGCUGCACCCUUGGUGGAAAGAACACCUGACACGGCUGAAAGCUUGGUGGAAAAAACACCUGACGAGGCUGCACCCUUGGUGGAAAGAACACCUGACAUGGCUGAAAGCUUGGUGGAAAAAACACCUGAUGAGGCUGCACACUUGGUGGAGGGAACAUCUGCCAAAAUUCAAUGUCUGGGGAAAGCAACAUCUGGAAAGUUUGAACAGUCAACAGAAGAAACACCUAGGAAAAUUUUGAGGCCUACAAAAGAAACAUCUGAGAAAUUUUCAUGGCCAGCAAAAGAAAGACCUAGGAAGAUCACAUGGGAGGAAAAAGAAACAUCUGUAAAGACUGAAUGCGUGGCAGGAGUAACACCUAAUAAAACUGAAGUUUUGGAAAAAGGAACAUCUAAUAUGAUUGCAUGUCCUACAAAAGAAACAUCUACAAAAGCAAGUACAAAUGUGGAUGUGAGUUCUGUAGAGCCUAUAUUCAGUCUUUUUGGCACACGGACUAUUGAAAAUUCACAGUGUACAAAAGUUGAGGAAGACUUUAAUCUUGCUACCAAGAUUAUCUCUAAGAGUGCUGCACAGAAUUAUAUGUGUUUACCUGAUGCUGCAUAUCAAAAAGAUAUCAAAACAAUAAAUCACAAAAUAGAAGAUCAGAUGUUCCCAUCAGAAUCCAAACGAGAGGAAGAUGAAGAAUAUUCUUGGGAUUCUGGGAGUCUCUUUGAGAGUUCUGCAAAGACUCAAGUGUGUAUACCUGAGUCUAUAUAUCAGAAAGUAAUGGAGAUAAAUAGAGAAGUAGAAGAACUUCCUGAGAAGCCAUCUGCCUUCAAGCCUGCCAUUGAAAUGCAAAAGACUGUUCCAAAUAAAGCCUUUGAAUUGAAGAAUGAACAAACAUUGAGAGCAGCUCAGAUGUUCCCAUCAGAAUCCAAACAAAAGGACGAUGAAGAAAAUUCUUGGGAUUCUGAGAGUCCCUGUGAGACUGUUUCACAGAAGGAUGUGUAUUUACCCAAAGCUACACAUCAAAAAGUAUUCGAUACCUUAAAUGGAAAAUUAGAAGAGUCUCCUGUUAAAGAUGGUCUUCUGAAGCCUACCUGUGGAAGGAAAGUUUCUCUUCCAAAUAAAGCCUUAGAAUUAAAGGACAGAGAAACACUCAAAGCAGCUCAGAUGUUCCCAUCAGAAUCCAAACAAAAGGACGAUGAAGAACAUUCUUGGGAUUUUGAGAGUUUCCUUGAGACUCUCUUACAGAAUGAUGUGUGUUUACCCAAGGCUACACAUCAAAAAGAAUUCGAUACCUUAAGUGGAAAAUUAGAAGGUGGGAAUGGAGGGAGGCCAGGAAGCUGUGGUUGUGGAGCUGCAGUGUUCGCGGGACUCCAGGGACUGUCCUUUCCUGAUAUCCUCACACUUCCUCCUGGAUGAUGGCAUGCAGUAAGAGCCCAGUGGAUGUCUUGCAGAUUUAGAGUUGGCAGAGUGAAUGAAACCACAGAGUUUUUGAGCAAACCUGGCAAUGUGAGGCCCU
Molecule: messenger RNA, 2615 nt
Organism: Gorilla gorilla gorilla (western lowland gorilla)
Lineage: Eukaryota; Metazoa; Chordata; Mammalia; Primates; Hominidae
Product: ankyrin repeat domain-containing protein 30B-like
Exons: 21
Coding region: 74-2515 (813 amino acids)
Molecular function (GO): protein binding
Source: RefSeq, a predicted model, not a curated record